Molecule: messenger RNA, 7122 nt
Organism: Meira miltonrushii
Lineage: Eukaryota; Fungi; Basidiomycota; Exobasidiomycetes; Exobasidiales; Brachybasidiaceae
Product: PROCN-domain-containing protein
Exons: 1
Coding region: 1-7122 (2373 amino acids)
Biological process (GO): spliceosomal tri-snRNP complex assembly; mRNA splicing, via spliceosome
Cellular component (GO): U5 snRNP; catalytic step 2 spliceosome
Molecular function (GO): U1 snRNA binding; metallopeptidase activity; U5 snRNA binding
Source: RefSeq, a predicted model, not a curated record
AUGCGUGGAAAUCGUGGAAAUCGUGGUGGUGGUAGUGGUGGUGGAAGAGAGAAUGGAUAUCCAUCAAACGGUGAGCCAUCCUCAAUGACACAAGAACAAUUAGCACAAAAAGCCAGAAAAUGGCAACAAUCACAAAGUCGUCGAUUUGGAGAUCGAAAAGGAAAGACUGGUUUCAUCGAUACAGGAAAGCAAGAAUUACCACCUGAACACGUUCGAAAGAUUAUCAAAGAUCAUGGUGAUAUGAGCAACAGAAAAUUCAGAAAUGAUAAACGUGUUCAUUUAGGCGCAUUAAAGUAUAUACCGCACGCGAUGAUGAAAUUGAUGGAAAAUAUACCAAUGCCUUGGGAACAAGUACGAGAGGUACCAGUCAUUUAUCAUAUCACAGGAGCAAUCACUUUCGUCAAUCAAACUCCAAGGGUGAUCGAACCGAUUUAUCACGCACAAUGGGCUGCUAUGUGGCUUGCCAUGCGAAGGGAAAAGCGUGAUAGAAGACAUUUUAAACGAAUGCGUUUUCCACCUUUUGAUGACGAAGAACCACCUCUAGAUUACGGCGAUAAUAUUUUGGAUGUUGAACCGUUAGAGGCAAUUCAACUUGAACUUGAUGAAGAGGAAGAUGCUCCGAUCAUAGAUUGGUUCUACGAUCACAAACCCUUGGCGGAUGAACCAAAACACGUCAACGGUUCUUCUUACAAAUUUUGGUCUUUAGACCUACCUCAAAUGGCCGCCUUACAUCGAAUCGGUAAAACGCUGCUAUCAGAUUUUGCAAGUGGCGACAAGAAUUAUUUCCACCUUUUCGACGCAAAGAGCUUCUUUACCGCAAAAGCACUCAAUGUAGCCAUUCCGGGAGGUCCAAAGUUCGAACCUCUCUUUCGUGAUGUAGAAAACAAUGACGAAGACUGGACAGAGUUUAAUGAUCUACGCAAGAUCAUCAUUCGACAACAAAUCCGAACAGAAUACAAGGUCGCAUUCCCACAUUUGUACAACAGUCGACCAAGAGAAGUGCACAUUGGCACGUACCACGAACCCAAAAAUGUCUACAUUCGUACGGAAGAUCCCGAUUUGCCUUGUUUCUACUUCGACCCGGUCAUCAAUCCAAUCACCACACGAGGAUUGGCGCAUACAUUCCGUAAUGAGUAUGACGAUGGCGAGCCGGCCAAUUCGUCGCAUGAAGAUGAAGUAUUCGGAGAAGGAGUCGAGGGCGAUGAUGAAUUACCGGAUGAGGAGGCUUUCUUUUUGCCUGACAACGUUGAGCCUUUCCUCGAAGAGGAGGAUUUGAGCAAUGAUUUAACUGCAGAUGCGAUCGCUCUUUGGUGGGCAUCGCCUCCUUACAAUAUGCGUAGUGGAAGGACAAAGCGUGUCUUAGAUGUUCCACUCAUCAAUGCUUGGUACCUUGAACAUUGUCCGCGAGAUCAACCUGUGAAGACAAGAGUCUCUUAUCAAAAGCUUCUCAAGAGAUACGUGGCCAAUCGUCUGACCAGCAAAGCUCCAAAAGCUGGAACGAAGAAGUAUCUACUCAGACAGCUCAAGGCCACCAAGUUCUUCCAAACCACAACUUUGGACUGGGUAGAAGCUGGUUUGCAAGUUGUGCGACAAACGUUCAAUAUGCUCAAUUUACUCAUUCACAGAAAGGGUUUGCACUAUCUGCACUUGGACUACAACUUGAAUUUGAAGCCUGUCAAAACAUUGACAACAAAAGAACGCAAGAAAAGUCGUUUCGGAAAUGCGUUCCAUCUUGUUCGUGAAUUGGGACGGCUGGUCAAGAUUGUUGUUGAUUCUUUCGUGAUGUAUCGAUUGGGCAAUGUUGAUGCAUUCCAGUUGGCCGAUGGUUUGCAAUACACAUUCAAUCAUAUUGGUACAUUGACCGGGAUGUACAGAUACAAGUACAAGCUGAUGCACCAAGUUCGAGCCUGCAAAGAUUUGAAGCAUGUCAUCUAUCAUCGAUUCAAUUCAGGUCCCGUUGGAAAGGGUCCAGGUGUUGGAUUUUGGGCGCCUUCUUGGCGUGUUUGGAUGUUCUUCUUCCGAGGUAUUGUUCCGUUGCUGGAGAGAUGGCUGGGCAACUUACUUGCUCGUCAAUUCGAAGGACGAAACGCAAAGGGUAUUGCUAGCACGAUCACUAAACAACGAGUCGAAUCGCAUUUCGAUCUCGAAUUGCGUGCCUCUGUAAUGUCUGACUUACUGGACAUGCUACCGGAAUCGCUAAAGAACAACAAAGCGAAAACGUGCCUUGCUCAUUUGACAGAGGCAUGGCGAUGCUGGAAAGCAAAUGUACCUUGGAAGGUACCGGGAAUGCCUGCACCGAUUGAAAACUUGAUCAUGCGUUAUGUCAAGUCAAAAGCGGAUUGGUGGACUUCGGUCGCUCAUUAUAAUCGUGAACGUAUCCGACGUGGAGCUACGGUCGAUAAGACUGUCGCACGCAAAAAUUUGGGUAGAUUGACUCGUUUAUAUCUCAAAGCAGAGCAAGAGCGUCAGAAUUCAUACCUCAAAGACGGUCCUUACAUUACCUCCGAAGCAGCAGUCGCAGUGUACACCUCGACAGUGCAUUGGCUAGAAUCUCGUAAAUUCCAACCAAUCCCCUUCCCAUCUCUGAAUUUCAAGCACGAUACCAAAUUACUCGUCUUGGCUUUGGAAAAGCUCAAAGAAUCUUAUAAUGUCCAGAGUAGACUUAAUCAAAGUCAACGUGAAGAGCUUGCAUUGAUCGAACAAGCGUUUGACAAUCCACACGAAACUCUAGCACGCAUCAAACGUUUAUUGUUGACGCAAAGAGCGUUCAAGGAAGCGGGUAUGGACUUCUUCGAUUCAUACUCUAAAAUCAUUCCCUGUUACGACAUUGAACCUCUGGAAAAGAUUACCGAUGCAUAUUUGGAUCAAUACCUCUGCUACGAGGCUGAAAAGAGACAACUGUUCCCUCCGUGGAUCAAACCUUCCGAUACAGAACCUGCUCCUUUGUUGGUGUACAAAUGGUCUAAUGCCAUCAACAAUCUUGAUAACGUUUGGGAGACAAGUGAGGGCGAAACAAACGUCUUGCUGGAAACAUCGCUCAGUCGGGUAUACGAAAAGAUGGAUUUGACAUUGCUCAAUCGGCUUUUGCGUUUGAUCAUGGAUGCAAAUAUGGCCGAUUAUAUUACCAGCAAGAACAACAUUUCAAUCGUAUGGAAGGAUAUGACACAUGUCAACACGUAUGGUCUCAUUCGUGGUUUGCAAUUCAGUGGUUUUGUAUUUCAAUACUACGGCCUUGUGAUGGACUUGAUGACGCUCGGAUUGGAGCGUGCCAGUGAGCUUGCCGGUCCACCCAAUUCACCAAAUGGCUUCUUGCAAUUCCAAAAUACAGCAAUGGAAACGAAGCACCCUAUCCGGCUGUAUACCCGAUAUGUGGAUCGAAUUCACAUUCUUUUCCGCUUCAAGGCUGAUGAAUCGCGAGAUCUCAUUCAGAGAUAUCUCAGUGCCAACCCUGAUCCAUCCAACUCCAACUAUAUCGGCUACAACAACAAAAAGUGCUGGCCCCGUGACUGUCGAAUGCGUUUGGUCAAGCAUGAUGUCAAUUUGGGCAGAGCAGUAUUUUGGUCCAUCAAGAAUCGUCUGCCACGUGCUUUGACAACGAUUGAAUGGGAAGAUACAUUUGCUAGUGUGUACUCCAAGGACAAUCCAAACCUCUUGUUCAGCAUGCAAGAUUUCGAGGUACGAAUUUUGCCCAAAGUACGUUCAGGCGAUGUGAAUGAGCCUAGUGAAGGCGUUUGGGGUUUGACCAAUGCCGAGUCGGGUGAACGAACAGCACAAGCCUUCAUUCGUGUGUCUGAUGAGGGAAUUGAGCAAUUUGUCAAUCGUGGUCGUCAAAUCUUAAUGGCUGCUGGAGCAACUACAUUUACGAAAAUCAUCAAUAAGUGGAACACGUUAAUCAUCGGACUGAUGACGUAUUACCGUGAAGCCGUAAUUCAUACUCGGGAGCUAUUAGAUGAGAUUGUCAAGUUUGAGAACAAGACGCAAACUCGAGUCAAGAUGGGAUUGAAUUCCAAGAUGCCCAGUCGUUAUCCUGCACCAGUCUUUUUUGCACCGAAAGAACUUGGUGGAUUGGGAAUGUUGAGUAUGAGUCAUAUUCUUAUCCCUGCUUCUGAUCUCCGUUGGAGUAAGCAAACAGAUGCAGGUAUUACGCACUUCCGCAGUGGAUUGACUACCAAUGGCGAGGAGAAUUUGAUUCCAAAUCUUUACAGAUAUAUUCAAUCUUGGGAAUCAGAAUUCACCGACAGUAGACGUGUAUGGGAAGAAUAUGCUCAAAAGCGCAAAGAGGCUGCCUCUCAAUCCCGUCGAAUCACUCUGGAAGAUGUAGAAGACAUCUACGAUCGUGGUAUCCCACGUAUCAACACGCUCUUCCAGAAAGAUCGUACCAUUCUUUCGUACGACAAAAUGUGGCGAACACGACAGCAUUUCAAGCAAUAUCAAAUGGCAAGAGCUGAUCCUAUGCGGUGGACUAACAUGAAGCACGAUGGUAAAUUGUGGAACUUGAAUGCCUACCGUGUGGAUGUGAUUGCCGCUUUGGGUGGUAUUGAAACCAUUUUGGAGCACACUCUAUUUGCUGCAACCGGUUUCCCGACUUGGACUGGUUUAUUCUGGGAGAAAGCAUCCUCAUUCGAAGACUCUAUGCGGGCGAAACGUUUGACAAAUGCACAAAGAUCAGGUUUGAACCAAAUUCCAAAUCGUCGUUUCACACUUUGGUGGUCACCUACCCUCAAUCGUGCAAACAUUUAUGUCGGUUUCCAAGUUCAAUUGGAUUUGACGGGUAUCUUCAUGCAUGGUAAAUUGCCAGUUUUGAAGAUUAGUUAUAUUUCCAUCUUUAGAGCCCAUCUUUGGCAAAAGAUCCAUGAGUCGGUCACGAUGGAUUUGGCUCAAGUUUUGGAUCAAGAGAUGGAUGCUUUACAGAUUGAAACCGUUCAAAAGGAAACAAUCCAUCCUCGUAAGUCGUACAGGAUGAACGCCAGUUGUGCAGAUUUGACAUUAUUUGCUUCUUACAAAUGGCCUGUCUCACGCCCAAGUCUAUUGACCGAUUCGCGAGACGUCUUGGACGGUUCUUCCGCCACCAAAUUCUGGAUCGAUGUUCAAUUGCGAUGGGGUGAUUACGAUCAAUCUGAUGUGGAGAGAUAUGCUCGUGCUAAAUUUUUGGAUUACACGACCGAUUCGACGUCAAUCUAUCCAUCAGCUACUGGUGCUUUGAUCGCUAUUGACUUGGCUUACAAUAGAUAUAGCGGUUAUGGAAAUUGGAUCCCUGGAAGCAAGCCUCUACUACAACAAGCUAUGAGCAAGAUCAUGAAAGCUAAUCCGGCGCUUUUUGUUUUGAGGCAGAGAAUAAGGGCCGGCCUGAGUUUGUACUCUAGCGAACCCACAGAACCCUACCUCAAUUCAGGAAACUAUGCCGAUCUAUUUUCUAAUCAGGUGAUUUGGUUUGUGGAUGACACCAACGUCUACCGGGUGACAGUGAGCAAAAGUUUCGAUGGAAAUCUCGUCACAAAACCCAUCAAUGGUUGUGUUUUGAUCCUAAACCCACGAACCGGUCAAUUGUUCAUGAAAGUUAUCCACACGUCAACUUGGAGCGGUCAAAAACGUCUUGGCCAGCUGGCGAAAUGGAAGACGGCCGAAGAAGUGGCCGCAUUGAUCAGAUCAUUGCCCGUUGAAGAGCAACCGAAGCGAGUGAUUGUGAUGCGAAAGGGUAUGUUGGAUCCUUUGGAAGUGCAUUUGUUGGAUUUCCCCAAUGUGUCAAUUGUUGGCUCUCAAUUGCAAAUACCUUAUCAAUCCUUACUCAAAUUGGAGAAGCUGGGAGAUAUGGUCUUGCGUGCAACUCAGCCUCAGAUGGUGUUGUACAGUCUGUACGAUGACUGGUUGAAGAGUAUCUCAUCUUAUACUGCGUUCUCUCGUUGUGUGUUGCUGUUAAGAGCAAUGCAUGUCAAUAGCGAGAAAACCAAGAUUAUCUUACGACCUGAUAUCUCCACCAUCACUGAACCACAUCAUCUUUGGCCAACAUUAAGUGAUGAAGAAUGGAUCAAAGUUGAAAUUGCUUUACGUGAUUUGAUCUUGUCGGAUUACGGCAAACGCAACAACGUCAACGUCAACUCGCUCACAUCAUCCGAGAUUCGUGAUAUCGUUUUGGGAGCUACGAUUGAAGCACCAUCUGCUCAACGGCAAGAAGCUGCCGAGUUAGACAAAUCCACCCAGGCAAGUGCUCAAGUGACAGCCACUCAAACACGCACAGUCAACGUACACGGGGAUGAAAUUCAAACCGUCACAACGACACAGUAUGAAAAUCAAGCCUUCAACAGCAAGAGCGAUUGGCGUAGACGUGCACUGGGUUCCACCAAUCUGCCUCUGCGUUGCCAACACUUGUACGUUUCCAACGAUGAUGUCAAGGAAGAUGCGGGUGCGUUGACAUAUGUUAUGCCAAAGAACAUUCUCAAAACAUUCAUCGUCAAUGCAGACCUACGUGCAAGAGUAGCCGGGAUUCUCUAUGGUCGAUCACCAGCCGAUGCACCUUCCGUUAAGGAGAUCAAAUGUAUCGUAUGGAUUCCCCAGCGUGGUACUAACAAUGAUGUUGAAUUGCCAGACGAGUUGCCCAAGCAUGAAUACAUGCUGGCAAAUUUGGAACCUUUGGGUAUGAUCAAGACGCAAAACCAAGAUUUGCAGCAUCUUUCUCCGACAGACGUUGUCGCACAUGCAAAGAUGAUGGACAAGCACAAAGCCGUCGGUGCAAACUCAAUCACCAUUACAACCACAUUCACACCGGGAUCCGUCUCUUUAGCAGCCUAUUCGCUUUCCGUUGAAGGCUACGAAUGGGGACGUAAAGCGAGUGCGAUUGAUGCAGCUGGAAACCCACAGAACUUCAGUCCGGCAAUGUAUGCUGAAAAGGUACAAUUGCUGCUAUCCGAUCGAAUUCUUGGAACGACAAUCACACCGAUGGAUAAGGUAUGGAACUAUUCUUUAAGUCUAUCUUCUCAUUGGACUCCCAAUCUUAAGACUACCUAUGUGGUUGAAAGACCAAUCAGCUUCUGGGAUGAAGCACACAAUAGCCUUGUUUACCUCAAUUUCACCGACACCGAUACAAGUACGGGCGAAGGUGCAGAUGUAGAAGAUCCCUUGGCGUGA